Messenger RNA from Entelurus aequoreus (snake pipefish), 2746 nucleotides. Its product is annotated as guanine nucleotide exchange protein SMCR8-like. The record is from RefSeq and is a predicted model, not a curated record. The coding region runs from base 283 to 2712 and encodes 809 amino acids. NCBI's taxonomy places the organism in Eukaryota, Metazoa, Chordata, Actinopteri, Syngnathiformes, Syngnathidae. Gene Ontology annotation, cellular component: guanyl-nucleotide exchange factor complex. Gene Ontology annotation, molecular function: GTPase activator activity. The transcript is spliced from 4 exons.
ACAGGUCAGCUGCACGGGCGGGCGGUCACGUGUCCAAACAUGCGCGCUCUUAGCGGAAGGGAAGAAGUUUAUGAGAAACGUUAGAAGGCCGUGAAGUCUGCGGGGGAAAAAGCGGAAUAAUCCCGGGGAAGUUGUGCUAUUUGCGGUGAUUUCAGUCAGGGAGGAAGUGAGUCUUCUCCGCGCUCACAUGACUUGUUGGAGGACCCGACACAGUGCGAGGUGACCCAUGGCCGACUUGGACGGAGAAGUUCCGCGCGCCGGUGCCUGAUCGCCGCCGAGGAGAUGAUCUCGUCGCCGGACUUGCUGCCCUUCACGGGGCCGGAGGGCUUCGGGGAGGAGGCGGCGGAGGGCGACAGCGGGGGGCUGCCAGACGCGCUCUCCGUCCCGCUGCUUUCUUCCACACACCCCUGGAGCUCGACGGCCAAAUUCCACUGCGACUUUGUGCUGGUGGCAGAAUUCUCCGAGCAGGUGGGUCCAACACCUGUCAUGACCAUCCCAGACGACCCCAAAGUCAUCGGCUCCUUCGACCUCAACCACUUCUCCGUGCGCAUCAUGUCGGUGGACUACCAGGCGUCGGGACCUGGCCACGCCCCCUCCGCCUCCACGGGCCCCCGCCUCAGCUUCAGCGAAGACUCCAAGGUGGUCCUGGGCGACUCGGCGGAGAGCGCCUUCGCCUACGUGCAGCACGUGACGCUGUACGACCUGGAGGCGCGCGGCAUGGUGCGGCCCUUCUGCAUGGCGUACGUGUGCUCGGACCAGAACAAGCUCAUGGAGAACUUCGCCCGGCUGGCGGCCGGCUUCUCCCGAGCGUCCGAGAGCCUGAAGACGGGCAACAGGCAGGCCUUUUCUCUGGAGCUGCAGCGGAAACUACAGGAGCUUCAGUACGCACGCUCGACGCUGCUGGAGUAUGGCGAGGGAGGAAAGCCGGACGAAUUGGAAGCGUUGGAGCGCUCCAUCUUCACUCACAAAGAUCUCCUCCGCCAGGUGACUUCCUACCCAAACAGGAAGCUCAAACAGCCUGACUUCCUGCCUUACGACCCCGCCUUGACAGACGCGGCCGCAGCCCCGCCUCCUCUUCUGUCACCGCCCCGCCCCCGCAGGUCAGAGCGUCACCUGAAGUCAAUAGACGAGCUGUGCAACGCCUACUUCCUGUCACUGACGAGAGAGCAGCUGGCUCACACGGAGUACCGUCUCCGUGGCGACGCCGGCGCCCUGCGUAACGCUCACAUCGCCCGCUCGCUCUCCAAGAAGCUGCGACUCACCGACUUCCUCUUUGAGCUGUGGCGCCCGGAUGAUGAUGACGAUGCUGAUGAAGAAGAGGCGGAGGAGGAGAUUGGCGGCAAGGAAGCGUCGCUGAAAGCAACAGGAAGUCAAAGCCAGGAGCCGCGGUCUUUCUGCUCCUGCGUGGAGGAGCUGCCCAUCAAAAUGGAGGCGGGAGAAGUCGUGACCUCCGACCCUCAGGUCACCACGGAGACGGGAAGCAUCAGCAGCAACGACAGUAUCGAGGUCCUCGGGACGGAGCGCUCGUAUCGCACGCAGCGGGACGCCGACACCGCCUUCCACCUCCCGACGCUCGCUUCAAAGUCCGAGGCGGCGCCGCGGCGAGCGAGAGGAUACGCCAGACGAGCCAACAGCGAGGACAGCAUCGAAAUCCUGAGCACCACCGAGUCCAUCGUCCCCGAGGACCUCGCCGCCAUCACGGAGGAAGAGGCGGAGCGACAGCCUCUUAGCAACGGCCUCUCAGAAAAGUGGGAGGAGCCAACAGAAAUUAAGACCUGUGAUGACAAACUGUUUAGCGGUGAUGUCACGGUGGAGGUGGCAUCUUGGGCGAGGAGCCUCGCUGAUGAAGAUGGCCGCCUAGGGAGUAGUCCAGGUCACCAGACGCCGCCUGACCUCGCCAUGAACUUUAGCACGCCGCUCGACAUUGACCGCUGGUCGACCCACGCUCCUCUCCGGCCGCCCAGCGCCGCAGACGAGGCAUGGGACAGCAGCAGCUUCACCGGCUCCUCGGACCCGCCGUCCCCGCUGCAGAAGGUCCACGGCGCCGCCUCGGAUAAGACCACACGGAGGAAGGCGGGGCGGCGAGCUCUACGCUUCCUCAAGCAGAACUCCUUCUCUCACGACGCCGUGUUCUGUCUGCUGAGCGGCCGACCGCUGGUGGUCGUGAGUCGCGAUGAAGGUCUGCUGAGGAAGACUGUGGACGGACUGAGUCUCUUCCUGCCGGCGCCCGGUGUCGGCGUGGUGAUGCCGUGUCUGAGCACGCCGCUCCAGCUGAGUGACCUGCUCACCUGGAGGCUGAUAGGCGUCCACAGGUCGUCAUCCUCGCCGUCUUCCACCACGCUUCACUCCCUGACGCGCUACAGUCGCUAUCUGGGCCUGCUGGACUUGGACCAGAGGACGCUGCGCUGUCCGUCCUACGCUGGCUCGCUCAUCAAGACCCUGGCCGAUCGCUCCACCAACAUCCUGCGCGGAGCCACCUACCUGCUGCACCUGGAGAGCGGGCUGACGGCGCUGGCCAAUCGGGCUCUGCUGUUCACGUUCGAUACCGACGAGCUCCGGCACGGAAAAGACAUCCCGUCCGUGGCGGGCGACUUGACCAUAUUGCGUUACUUGUCGGACCUCAUCAAGCGGCACCACGCGGGACGCGGACCGCCGGUGCUACGCUUCUCCUACGUGCCGCUGCACGUCCACAGAAACACCACGACAACUUGAAAACUGCCAGAUCAAGAAUAUGCCAAAUAAAUUA